AUGGCCCCCGGUCUCAUCACUACCCUGUCCUCGGAGGAACCACAGGGCCUCCUCCGGGAUGUGGCCCGUGACGAACGGCCCGCCGCAUCGAGCUCGACAUCGUCGUCUCGUCAGGCGUCUCCCACAUUCCACGCUCUCCAGCUGGGCGGCCCCUUUAUGAGCGGCGCUUUGCCAGUCCCCGAUGACCAAGCGAUCAAAGACAGCGUUCUUAGCAUCAGCCAGUUCAAGCAACAGGUUGCUGAGCUCCAGAAGACACAGACCGAGCAGCAGCGCCAGCUGGACGAGGUCAAGGACCAACUGCAAGUAAGCGCAAGCCCACGACUCACCAGAGCCUACUCGGAGGGCUCGCUCCCGCCGCCGACGACAGCGAGUACCGGCCGGGAUACACCCCCGGGACGGGCGGUGCCCAAGAACGAUGCUCGAUAUCAAGCUACAGUGGAAGACUGCACAGAGUCUGACGGCGAUGAGGACAUACUGACGCCCACCUCGGCUCCCGGUUCCCCUGCCGCUGAAAAAGACGGCAAACCAGACCAUGACAGGCCUGGACGGAACCACACAUUCGCCGCGUCGGCUCCUACUUCCCCGUACUCAAACCAUGCCUCCACUACAGAGACGGCAUCAUACACUACCGUCCCAAAAACCAAGGAGGUGCGGUUCUCGGACCGUCCUCCAGUUGUACUACAGCGGAGUGCAUCCGCCCGUCACCUGUCGUACCCCGGUAGCACAUCGCAGCACACAAAGUCGCACCCAACACGUGAGAGGGCCCUUUCGCUGCAGGACGAGCGAUGGGGACCCUUGUUCACGCCACAGGGCAAGGCGACAGUCGGCAUGAGAAACGCGCUGCGUGGCCUGGCCACCCACUUGAUUGAAGUGUAUAAGCCAAUCUACUCCAUGGUCGUGACACCAGGCAAGCUGCUAAGAUUCUACUUUGACUAUCGCUUGGACAGAGAAGCUGUAGAAUUUACUCGAAUCUUCAAUUUGACAACCCCCGAAGCCUUGAAAAACUUGGAGAAGCUCUACCUCGGUUUGCAGUGCGAUUUCCAUCUAGUCCAAGGCGACUCACCCGGCACCCGGCACCGGCCCUACAUCCCGGCCCUCACCCCCGAGGGGUUCGUACAGUGGACCGUCAUGCUGAUCCGCGCCUACCCCGAGCAAGAGUUUGCGCGGCUCUCUCGCGUCUUUGAGGAAAUGGCGCUGGAAGCCGUGCCGGAGGUGCCGUCGCGCGCGUGCGACGACCAGCGCUCCCGGCGGCUGCCGCGGCAGAUCUCGCGGCACCUCUUCCCCGCGGAGCCCAACGUGGGCGAGUUGCAGCUCACCACGCGCGCCUUUUUGGAGUGGCAUCGCAGCCCGGACAGACCGGCGCUGAUCCACUCCAACUCGCGCAACCGGCAGGAGCAGCAUCUCCACAGCUCCGGGCGGGACUACGAAACGGAACCGACGCAGGUGGUGGUGCUGCCGCACGGGCGCAUCACCGCCGAGGACCGCGAGGGCCGGUCGUCGCGGUACAGCAAGCCGCACAGAGGGGACAGAGGGGAGAGCCCGAGACGGAGCUCGAAACGGUACGAUGGUAGACGAGAUGGCAAGGACUCGGACAGGGAUCGGCGCCACGGAGAGCCAAAGUACAAUGCGCGCAGCUUGGACGAGUCGCGACACCGGCGACGUGAUGCCAGAGGAUCUCGCGCGUGA
This is a messenger RNA of Cordyceps militaris CM01, 1686 nucleotides long. RefSeq lists its product as uncharacterized. The transcript is spliced from 4 exons. The record is from RefSeq and is a predicted model, not a curated record. Bases 1 to 1686 code for a protein of 561 amino acids. Lineage: Eukaryota; Fungi; Ascomycota; Sordariomycetes; Hypocreales; Cordycipitaceae.